AUGAGUCACGUUUCAGGUUCAGCUCUUCGCUGUUCUUCAAGCUCUUCGAUGGUUCCCUCAUUACCAGAAGAUGCUAAGUCCCUCGACCCAUCAUCAGCAUACCCCUCGCCGACUUCUGUUACAUCACCCCAUGGAAGAAAUAUUCCCACUACGAUCGGCCUGGGCAUUUCAAGAUGCGAAUUAGAUCCGUCGUUUGAUAAUAUGAGGGGAUUCCCUAGUCAAUCACCGUUGUCAAUGGCGUCCCCAAUGUCGAGUCACUCUACACACGAGCACACUAGUAUCUAUGGGCUCCCUGUGAAACAGAGCGCCUUCCCGGAACCAUCUUGCUAUGGAAUCUACAACGGGCUACCUGGAGUCACCCCACCAGCACUUAGAUAUUGUGAACCACAAAGUCUGGGCACACCCCCGAGCUACGGCUCUUCUAUCGAGAACGCACCACUUCAACCGGCUUUUUCUGGGCAGGUAUCGGAAUACUGGACGCCUGCAACUUGCCCAGGACCCGCAACUCCGUCGAACAUGGGUCAAAUCCCAGCAGGUGGCCCAGCCGGGCGUUACUGGAGCCAUCAAUACACCACGGAGACAUGUGAUUCGAUGGAUUCUUCAGCUACAACACUUUCAUGUGGCCUUCCUAUGCUGGGAAACUCUUUUCCUUCCUCAACUGCCAUGGCACCGAGCAAUGGAGCGAUGUCUUCCAGGAAACUUUUGGACCCUUCCUUAACAUUAUCCCAGCAUGAGGGUCUCAAGUCCGAAAAUAACAAUAUGGAAAAAGGCCAAGAUGUCUCUCGACGACCCGGUUCUUCAUCUCCCAGCCGAAAGUUACGCUCUAGUAAAGGGUAUGCAUGCCGCAUUUGUGGCAAUACUUUUACUAGACGAUCCAACUGCGCCGAGCACGAGAAGAAACAUGAUCCUAAUAAUAAACGAUCUUUCCCAUGUGACGAAUGUCACAAGACUUUCGGUCGAAAUGCCGACCUCAAGAGACAUACGGAUACUGUGAGCGAAGUUGCUGGCCUUAUUCCGCGGUAG
Molecule: messenger RNA, 1023 nt
Organism: Penicillium angulare
Lineage: Eukaryota; Fungi; Ascomycota; Eurotiomycetes; Eurotiales; Aspergillaceae
Exons: 1
Coding region: 1-1023 (340 amino acids)
Biological process (GO): regulation of transcription by RNA polymerase II
Cellular component (GO): nucleus
Molecular function (GO): DNA-binding transcription factor activity, RNA polymerase II-specific; RNA polymerase II transcription regulatory region sequence-specific DNA binding
Source: RefSeq, a predicted model, not a curated record